AUGCAACCGGAGAAGGAAAUUUCCGAGCAUCAGAAACAAAGAUACCAUGAACUGGGUAGUUCUGAGAGGGUCUUUACUCAACAUGCUUCUGGUGUGGAGAAAAGUAAAAUACUAAAGGUUGAUGAAGGAUUGCUUUUGACCAUUAUGUGUAAACUAUUCAGUUUAUGCACUGGCACUGAUUUCGGUCACAUAAUGGAGCUCGAUGUGUCCAAGACGAGUGCAGAUAUGCAAGGUUCUACUACCAAGCUGAUGGUGUCAGAACUCCUGUGGACCUGUGGUGGAGAUAAUUCUGGACGAACUAUCUUACAAUAG
Messenger RNA from Prunus armeniaca (apricot), 312 nucleotides. The record is from the annotation of a GenBank genome assembly. NCBI's taxonomy places the organism in Eukaryota, Viridiplantae, Streptophyta, Magnoliopsida, Rosales, Rosaceae.